UGUGCCACUUUCAGGUCUCCUCACACACUGCUGGUGUGUUCAAUUUUUUGUCAUAGGGUGCUGGCAGAUUACGGGCCUCCCAUAGCUGCUGCCAGGCCCCUAAUCUGCCAUGGGCCCCUAUACCGCCUCCUCAUGCUGCUGCCAGGUCCAGAGUCUCUCAUGGGUCCCUGUACGGCCUCCCAUUGCUGCUGUCUCCAUCGCCACACUCUGCCAUGUGCCACUUUCAGGUCUCCUCACACUCCUGCUGGUUUCCAUUUUGUCAUAGGUUGCUGUAUGGCCUCCCAUUGCUGCUGCCUCCACCGCCACACUGUGGCUCCAAACACUGGUUUUGGCCCCGUGACUGGCCAAAUGAGUGAAGUGUGCGGUGAUUCUAAGAUCGUC
Molecule: messenger RNA, 381 nt
Organism: Staurois parvus
Lineage: Eukaryota; Metazoa; Chordata; Amphibia; Anura; Ranidae
Source: the annotation of a GenBank genome assembly